Molecule: messenger RNA, 996 nt
Organism: Candidula unifasciata
Lineage: Eukaryota; Metazoa; Mollusca; Gastropoda; Stylommatophora; Geomitridae
Source: the annotation of a GenBank genome assembly
AUGGCAACUUUUCUAACCUCCUGCCUAAGGUCAGUUCCCGCCGUCCGACAUGCCAGCAGACGAUCCGUCCGUUGUGACUUCCGGAAGAUAUUCAAACGACCCAUCCUCAUGCUGACUCUUGUUCUUCUUGUUGGCGGCUUUUGGUUUGUCUACCAAAGACGCGAUCACAAGAUUGGCAGCUAUUCAAGAUGGCAGCCAGCGGCCACGUCCAGACAGGGUACAACGGCCAAGUACUUCGUUCGGGCACGUGACCAAGAAAUUUACAUGUACUCAGCGGUGACCAACCGUCACCACCCGGUCAACAACGCCAUUAACAUCAUCAUCACCACCCUGUCGGCAUCCAGGGCGUCCUUGCAGUGUUGUGUUGUGCUCGACGGUAAGACCCUCUAUGUCACCCCGGCUGAGACGUUUUUCCGGUACAGUACGUCUGAUGUUGCCUUCAUUGCCAACAUAUUGGAGUUUUUCAGCGACGGGCAUCUGUACCGCGCUCGGCAGUACUCUUGCUCGCUACCGGACAUUGGUCAUUCUGCCGAAUACGUGACACUAACCUCAUCUCUGUGUUCUCCAGAUAUCAGAGACUAUCUUAAAAUCCUCCACCCCCCUCCGGUGCCAGGUGGACUCGCUCUAUGUGCAAAAAUAGCUUACAAUGGAGGGCUUGACCCCGAGAAGUUCAUCGAGUGGGUUGAAGUUCAAAGACUGUUAGGGGUGGACAAGAUACUUAUCUUUGAUUUAGGAAACCCGGAAAAUCUAACGCGGGUGUUUAGAUACUACCAAAAUCAAGGGAUUUUAGAUGUCCAGCCUUAUGAGCUGCCGGGAUAUCCGGAAAACCGGACAAUUUGGGGAGCUGCCACAGCGACAGACCAGUUCCAUCACGACGAGUCCAUGGCUGUCUUGGAGUGCAAUCAAAGGAUGUCCGGUUACACGUUUGUGAUGAGUCAUGACGUGGAUGAGUUCAUUAUACCAAGACAGGACGUCACUUUGAAACAAUUCUUCCAA